This is a messenger RNA of Seriola dumerili (greater amberjack), 3122 nucleotides long. It is a transcript of the gene ap5b1, whose product is annotated as adaptor related protein complex 5 beta 1 subunit. NCBI's taxonomy places the organism in Eukaryota, Metazoa, Chordata, Actinopteri, Carangiformes, Carangidae. The transcript has 3 exons. The record is from RefSeq and is a predicted model, not a curated record. Gene Ontology annotation, biological process: endosomal transport. The coding region runs from base 125 to 2986 and encodes 953 amino acids. Gene Ontology annotation, cellular component: AP-type membrane coat adaptor complex; lysosomal membrane.
UGUAUACAUGGAUGGAUGUCUGCGACAAGAGCUGUGUGCCACUUUCAAGUAAAACAUUACUGUAUGCAAUGAUUUCGGGGUGAGCCAAUGAGCCAUUAAUCUGCAUUUUGGGAUUUGAGCAAUAAUGGCGGUGAACUGGGCCGACAGGAUCUCCGCUUUCUCCGUCAGCCCGUCUCGCUUCCUCUCCGGGACAACCGCCGAGGCUUUCCUGGCAGAGCUGCUCCGUGAGCUGCGAGAUGACAGAGCCAGUUACAGUGUCAAGGUCCUCCUGUUGUCCCCACUAUGCGAGUACUCGACUCUGCUGUGUCCCUCAGACUCUGUGGGUGAGGAGACAGCCCUGGAGCUCAUGUCAGUAUUUGCCCAGUGUCCUCCCAAAUCCGCACAGUUUCGUUGUCACCUCCUCCUGGCCCUCUCCUCCGUGCUCGUCUGCACUUCCUGUGUGAGCAGCCGUUCCCGUGCAUCUCAAGAUUUCCUGGACCUGCUCCUUCAGAUAUCCCAGGACACUGGUGACCUCCAUGGUGAUGGCGCUCUUCAUUCUCUCCGGGUCACAGCUUGUGACUGUUUGCGUGAGCUGGAAGCCUGCUCUCCUGGUCUUCUCUCCCAGCAUGUCGAGCUCUUGAGUGGGCUCAGGCAGAGAGAAACCUUCAGGUUACACCAGGCCUUUGCGGGACUUCAUACUCUGGUGUUGAGAAAUGCUGUGUAUCAGCUCACCCAGGAGAAAGGAGCCGGUGCUGAGCAACUUAAAGCUCUUCUAGGAGGGAAUACAUCAGUUGCAUGGGAAGCAGCCCAGGACUCAGGCCUGAUGAAUAACAAAGACUCAGCCAUCCUGUCUUCUCUCAUCCUGGGGCCCAUGGGUUCAGUGCCCACCCUCCACACUGGGCCUGAUUGUAAGGAGUUGCGUUCAGUCCUGUCCUCCCUCCUCGAGGAGUCCUACCUCCUCACUCCUUUCUGUCAGGCUGCACUGCUACACAGACUGACAGAGGUGGUUGCCAUGGUGCCUGGUGUCCCUCCAGCCAUAUUUAGAGCUCAGCUGCUGCGACUGCUCGGCACGAGCAAGGUCUGUCUCCUCCACGCCACUCUGCUGAUGAAGUGUGCGUUCACAGACAGCCUGUUCAGCGCAGAGGAUGAAGCUUUCAUCCUCAAACGACUGGUCGUGCUCUCCCAGCAUCCCCUGCUGAGUACGCCCGAGAAGCUUUUCUACAUGGACUGUAUCCUGCACUUCCCUGAGAACCGUCCCAUCAACUGCGGCGACGGUGACGAGUCGCUCCCUGUGCUGAUGACUCCCCGGCUGGCCUCGGCUCUAGUGCCCACCGUGUUCAACGACAGCGCCACCAUGCUGGCCCGGCUCAACCUGCUGUGUCUGGUCUACCUGGAGGAGGGAGAGGAAGUGGAGGGGGAAGAAGGGGAGGAGGGCAGGGGGUUGGCCUACCUUUACGAACACCUCAGCUCGCUGCUGCACAUUGUGAAGAACGGAGGCAACAGAGAGAUCAUUGUGACCUUCUUCAGGGCCGCCUUCCUCUUCCUCUCGUACUUCUACCACAUGGAGCGCUACUCUAACAGCCUGACUGAGAAGCUGUGUGAGCUCUACCUCCACCACACCCACCUAGCCCCACACCUCAUCAGCCUGGCCGACCAGACUCAGGACCGGCUCUCUGAGUCUAACUGGGCCGUGGAGCUCCUCAGAGAGCUGCAGAGAGUCAUCACUAGUGCACCGCUUACCCAGCUCACCUUGCAAGACCUCGGCUGGCACCUCAAGAUGCUGGCACGCGUGGCAGAGGAAGGAAAAAUCCCCCAGCGCACCACCCUCAGCUUUCUGUCCGGCGUCAUCACUCCAUCGUCCUCCUCGCUGUGCGUGAGCGGCGACUGGCGCUUGGGGAACAGCAUUCUGGGAGUUUGCCGCCGCCUGCUCGUCCACCCCAGUCUGGACUCGCUGCUUAUCCCUCUGGCUGACGUCCUGCAGCAUCUUGCCUGCCGCUACGGAGACACAGACAUCCAGGACCAUGCCCGUCUUUACUACACCCUCCUCACCACGCUGUCCCGGGAGAAGCUGGCAGGGGUGUUGGCGCAGGGUGCGAUCGAGGGGGGGCGUCAGGUCAAGAAGCGAUCGCUGUCGAGCCUCAUGGCCGAGAGCGAGGGGCUGACGGGCGUGCUUACCAUUCACCAGAUGGAGAAAGCCAUAUUCAGUGUGGUUGAGGUGAAUUCAGAGCCACAGACAGAUAAAGAAAGUGUCCCAAACCAGAAUGAGACACAGAAAUGUCCAGAUGAUGUGAACACAACACUGGAAGUCUACCGGAGUCAGUUCAACAACCCUGCCUUCGCCUCAGAAAUCACCUUAAGCUACCAGCUGGUUCACACUGAGGCUCACGACUCGCGCUUCGAUCAGCUGUUCAGCAUCCGCCUGCACUUCAGCCUCACAGAUGACCACUACGAAGAGCUGAGCGACAUCAGUGUCCCCUGUCUCUUCAGAGAGCGACCGUCGCCGGUGGUGAAGCUGAGACUGAAGCCGAGGCGGCCACACCCCACCACCCUCCACGCCAGCGCCCUCUUGACCACCCAGGAUGGGCUCUCCUGGCACGCCAUCCUCCCGGACAUCCACGUGGCCUUCCAGCAGGCCUUCAUGCCUCUGCCUGCUCCGCCGGCCUGGGGACGAGGCGGCAAACUAAACCUGUUUGAGGGAUUAUGGGAUGAAUUCUGCUCAGAGAAUGAGGACUGCGCUACCAGCCUGUUCUGCUGCCAGCUGAAGGAGGCGGCUCUGAUUUCUUUGGUGGAGAAACACUUCCUCCCCUACCUCAUCUCAGACUUGUCCCAUAAAGAAGAGUUUAAAGUGCUUCUCUUCCUCCCUCCACAGUCUCACAUGCUGCUGAAAAUCAGGUCUGAGGAAGACGCCGUGCACUUCGACAUCGCCACAGACAACUGGCAGCUUUUGCCUCACCUGAGUUCUUAUCUACUGACACUUACAUCUUCACAGGAAGACACUCACAGCUGACUGUGAUGCAUCUCACUGGCUUGUUUUUAAAUUUAAAAAAAAAUAGCUGACUUUUAACAAAAUCACUUAACCUGUCAGCACUUUAAUACAUUCAAUUGUACUUAAAAUUAAAUAACCAAAGACAGUUGAUUUAAAA